This is a messenger RNA of Paramecium sonneborni, 1321 nucleotides long. The record is from the annotation of a GenBank genome assembly. NCBI's taxonomy places the organism in Eukaryota, Ciliophora, Oligohymenophorea, Peniculida, Parameciidae.
AUGUCAAUUUCAAAUUCUAAUUCUUCAGAAAAAUAAGAGAACAUAAGAUCAAAUGAAUAUUUAUCUGCAUAUUUAUACAAAAAGAAUUAAAAUACAUAAAAAGAUUGCAAAGGUAAAAAUAAUUAACUAAAUAAAAAUACUAUAUUGUAAGAAUAAACACAAAACUAAUUCUAAAGCAAAUAAGAAAAUUAAAUAGUCACAGAAAUUUAAGCUUAAGAAAAUGUUGCAAAUUAAUUUUAUCUUCCAAAAAGAAGAUAUAAAAGAUCUUCCUCUUAAGAAAGGAAAUCUAAAACAUAGCCUAAACUGAAUGAAAUUGAAGAAACUUAACAAUAAACUCUAAAAAAAGUUCGUAAACAUUCUCAGCGUAAAAUAUAACGUUCAUUAUGUGUUAAGAUAUAAAUUAUUUAAUACAAUAACAAUGUACAAACAAUUGAAAAUUAUGUAUCUCCAGAAAUAGCCGCGCAAUAAUUAUAGAAUAAAAUAAAAUAAUAGAAAAAUGAAUAAAUACCUAUUCAAUAAAUUUAAUCAAAUAUAUUCUAAUUACAAAGCAGAGAAAUUAUAAAUAGAACCUCUAAAAAUUAAGUAAUAAUUUCAGAAAUUGAUAGAGAAAACUAAAAUAAGUUUUUUAAUCAGAAAAAAUUAACAAACUUUGAAAUAAAAAUGGGCUUUGAUAAUGAUCAAAAAUUGAAAGAAAAACAAAAUAUUUUAUCGGAUACAUAUGAAAUAUUGAAAUAGAAUCCUAUAAAAUCCAAUAAAAAACGACAUUCAAUUUUAGAAGAUUGUCUUUAAUUGUGUAUAUUAUUAUUACCAAAUAUAAGAGAAAAUAAAGAGUAAAUAAGUUCAUUUUAAUUUUAUCAAAAAAUAAAACUGUAAUAUAAUUUAAAUAGAACUCAUUAGGCUUUUUUAAGAAGGUAUAAAUUAACAAAUAAAUAGAUUUUAUCAUUUAUUAUUAUUUUCAAGUUGUUGGACAAUAUAAAAUAUCUAGAAGAUGCAUGAUAUAAUAAAGAAUUUAGAGCUGAAUUAAUUAGAAGCACUCCAUAUAAAUUAUAGUAUAUUAAAAAAGAGAAUUGAAUUUCCUUCAAUAAAUUUACAGAAAAAAUCACCUUAAAAACCAAAGGUUGUUGAGGAAAUAAUAACUAAUUCAUAAAAGAAAAAGAUUGUAUUAUCAUGUAUUUUAUUGAUUAAUAAAUUAGUAACAACAAAAACAUUAUGUUAAUAUGUAAAUAUUUCAGCUAAAGAGAUAGACGAGGAUAUUUAAGAGUUUGAUGAUGAGUUGUAAUUUAUUGAUAUGAUUCUACAAUUAAUACCUCUCGCUUUAUGA